AUGCAAAAGACUAAACUGUCAAAUUUUUUUGGGCAGAAUUCGUCGAAUUCGACGAAAAAAAAUCUUUGGUUAACUUGUAAACAAAAAAGGAGAAGUUUUGCUCUUCUCAGUGAAGUUUUUUCUCACAAUUUCUUCUGCAUUUUCCCAACAAUGGACUACAAUACGAACAAAUUGUGUCGAGUAUGCUUGGAAGAGGGUGUCCUAACGUCAAUUUUCAACACAGAAUUCUCAAUGACGCCCUCGGAUAUGAUACAAAUGUGCGCCAAAGUCAAGAUCUUCAAGAACGACGGGAUGCCUGCUGUGAUUUGCAACAACUGCAUCUACCGCCUUGGGGUGGCGUAUCACUUUAAGCAGCAAUGUGAGAACUCAGACAUUCGUCUGCGGCAGUACCUGGGUUUGAUGGACAAGGCCUACGGCACGAGGGAUGCCGAAGUGAACACCGAUGUACCCUACCCACAGCCAAAGGCCAAGAAGGAGGAACCCCUGGAGCCGGAGAAGAAGGUGAAGAAAACAAAGCCAAAGAGUUGUCGCUACAAACGAAAGCUACCGAAUGAGCGCAAGAAGCGUGGCCCUAAACCCCAGCCAAAGGUACCCCAGACAUGCUAUGAAUGCAAUAAAACCUUCAAGUGUUCAGCUCAGUUGCAAAUGCACGUACGCACGCACACCGGAGAGCGCCCCUUUGCCUGCAGCUACUGCCCACGGCGCUUCGCCCAGAAGCACAACUUGCAAAUCCACACGCGGACGCACACAGGUGAGAAGCCCUUCUGCUGUGAGAUCUGCAGUAAGCAAUUCUCCGCCCUGGGGAACUUCCAGGCACACAAGAAAAUCCACACGGGUGUACGAGAUCAAAUCUGCCCAGUUUGCAAUAAGGGCUUCAUCACUUCCGGCGACCUAGCGCGCCACAUGAUCACCCACACGGGCAUCAAGAACCACCACUGUGACACAUGCGGUAAGUCCUUCAGUCGGAACAGGGACAUGGUGGCGCACAAGAAGAAAAUCCACCUCAAUGAGCGCUCCGGGGAGAAUUUCAAGUGUCCCGAAUGCCACAAAGUCUUCCCCACGGCACUGAGUCUCAGUACACACUUCCGCACACACGGAAAUGCAUCCAUUGUCCAAGCACCACCCAUUGUGGCAGCACCACCACCUCCUCCGCCGCCCAUUGCUGCUCCCACGGCCAUCGGGGGAAGUCUUGGGCCUCCUGCUCUUGGGAUUGGACUCCCCCCGGCAGGACUGGGGAUGCUCUCACACACUCAAGGCACUCUCACGAUGAUGCACAACAUGCCACAGAGGAUUCAUCACUACUAACAAAAUAAGAAGAAUCAGCAAGAAAAAAAAAGAGGAAAUUCAGAUCUGCUUGAGAGGCUAAAGAACUGUGGGUGGAAAGGAGAUGAUCCUUGAAACCCAUGGGGAGAGAAAUUGUUCGUAACUCAUUUAAUAAUUUUUCUUCUCAAAAAACAUUCAAAUGAUGCUCGUAAUAUUAAUAAAUUAAAGAUAAAUUAUAAAUUA
Messenger RNA from Lutzomyia longipalpis, 1506 nucleotides. Its product is annotated as zinc finger protein 195-like. Gene Ontology annotation, molecular function: RNA polymerase II cis-regulatory region sequence-specific DNA binding; zinc ion binding; DNA-binding transcription factor activity, RNA polymerase II-specific. The coding region runs from base 1 to 1305 and encodes 434 amino acids. Gene Ontology annotation, cellular component: nucleus. The transcript has 3 exons. Lineage: Eukaryota; Metazoa; Arthropoda; Insecta; Diptera; Psychodidae. Gene Ontology annotation, biological process: regulation of transcription by RNA polymerase II. The record is from RefSeq and is a predicted model, not a curated record.